GCAAUUGGAAAGCAGAUCAAAACGCGGGUGCGGGGACAAGUCGAAAUUUGAAACUUGAAAGUUGCGUCUGACGGACUUGCACUCCUCAGUUUCAACUCACCAUGGAAGAGACCGGAUUUCAUCCUGAUCUAAUUCACGCCAUUUUCAAGCUCGAGUGGAGCAGAAGAUCACUUGAGCGCGAGAAAAACGAGAAUCCGGAUGCUAUGGAUUGUGAGGUUGACGCUGGGGCUGGAACAUCCAAGAAAAGCAGGCCGAUGUCAGCUAAUGCAAAUGCUCUUAAAUUGAGCUCUAAACUUGUACAAAUUUUUAUCUCAGAGGCUGUGCAGCGCGCUGCAACAAUUGCAGAAGCAGAAGGUAUUGGCAGAAUUGAACCCACUCAUUUGGAGAGAGUUCUUCCGCAGUUAUUACUGGAUUUUUGAGGAGGACCAAGCAGCUAAUGAUUUAUCAUGAUUGGUAAGUAAUAGAAAGACGAGCCCUUAUUUUAUGAAGGAAGAAUAAAAGAUCGAGAAGCAGAAAAAUAGAAAGGCACAAAUAUGAAUUUCCUUGAUCAAUAUUUUAUACGUCCAGGGAUUUUUUAGGGCAGAAAAGUUAAAAGCCACCAGAGUAUGAAUGAUAAAUAUGGUCUAUGGUUGCAGAUAACGACCAUUAAAAUGCAAUCCAGUCGGUUGUUUUAUAGGUUAUGCUAACUAUUUUAGAAAUGUUUAAUGAGAUUGAAUAAA
Messenger RNA from Cucumis melo (muskmelon), 719 nucleotides. RefSeq names its product protein MHF2 homolog. Gene Ontology annotation, cellular component: Fanconi anaemia nuclear complex; FANCM-MHF complex. The transcript is spliced from 7 exons. Gene Ontology annotation, biological process: resolution of meiotic recombination intermediates; replication fork processing; kinetochore assembly. Lineage: Eukaryota; Viridiplantae; Streptophyta; Magnoliopsida; Cucurbitales; Cucurbitaceae. The record is from RefSeq and is a predicted model, not a curated record. The coding region runs from base 102 to 419 and encodes 105 amino acids.